UUUCAAAAUCGCCGAAGCGGCAUGCGCACCCGUCUCGCGGACGCCCCAGAUCCACCGGUUCCGCUGGGAACCGACAUCCUUACCGGCUUCUCUCUCACUCCCCUCCGUGCUCUCUCCUCCCUCCCGUUGUCUUCCAAAAUUUAAAACCUCCCAAGCGAAGCGAAGAAAAAAGACAAUUUUUUCCAUUAAAAAAGUAGAGAGCCGCUCCCUUUGGCCUGCGCGAUUGGAGAUUUUGGGAGAAGGCGGCAGUGGCGGCGGCCGGAUCGGGGUGGCGGCGCGGUUUGGUCGCCGCUGUAGCGGAUGCGCAGCGGCGGGCUCGCCGGGGAGUGGGGAUUGAGUUCAGUCUUCACUCGCAAUGACAAGUGAAAAGGGAGGGACUUCGAAGGGCACUGAGGCUUCAUCUCAUACUGCUCCUCCUAAUGGAGGAGUCGGCAGCGAACCACAAAAGGGACGGUUGUUGAAUGGGAGGACAACCGGUCCAGCACGUCGCUCAACAAAGGGGAAUUGGACCCCGGAAGAGGAUGAAAUACUUCGCAAGGCUGUUGAGACUUACAAUGGGAAAAGUUGGAAAAAGAUAGCUGAAUGUUUCCCUGGUAGGACCGAUGUUCAAUGCUUGCAUAGAUGGCAGAAAGUUUUGAACCCUGAACUGGUCAAAGGGCCUUGGUCCAAAGAAGAAGAUGAAAUCAUUAUUCAGAUGGUAAAUAAGCUUGGGCCGAAGAAAUGGUCAACCAUCGCCCAAGCUUUGCCUGGACGUAUUGGAAAGCAAUGCCGUGAAAGGUGGCACAAUCAUCUUAAUCCCGGGAUCAAUAAGGAGGCUUGGACGCAAGAAGAGGAAAUUAGGCUCAUUCAUGCUCAUCAAACUUACGGAAACAAAUGGGCUGAACUGACAAAAUUUUUACCAGGAAGGACAGACAAUGCCAUAAAAAAUCAUUGGCACAGCUCAGUGAAGAAGAAAGUUGAUUCAUACAGAGCAUCUGGUUUACUGGCUCAAUUCCAGGGCCUAACUCCUGUUGAAUACCCUGCUGGUAGUUUAAAUGUUGAUUCUUCAUCUGCAAUGACCCAGCAAAAUAGUGAAGACAGUAGUUUCAAUGUUGUUCGGGAGGUAGAAGAUUCAACAGAGUUAAGUCAAUCAUCAAUUGCCAAGGUUUCUUGCUCUCAAGAGGAGCAAACUGAUGCGGCUUUAGGCUCUCAUUUGCAAGUACAUUUCCAUGAUAAAGGAGCACAUGAAUCUUACUCUUUGUGUCAGGAAGCAUGUUACACUAAUGCCAACAAUGUUGGUUCUGCUUUACCUGAGAUGCAUAACCAGUUAUCCACAUCUGAUAUUGAUCAAGAUAAACACAUGCAGCAGGAGUUUUCGCAGGGAAUGGAUUUGCACCUUGAGAUAGAUGAAGUGCCAAAUAAUUCUGCAUUGACAGGUAGUCAGGUAUCCAAUGAGCUUGCAGGUCAAUUUCAGUACACCCAGACUAUAUGUAAUUCAAAAAAUCAUGAAAGAUCUUUGAUACCAUAUGCUGUAACACCAGGUGUUCCCAUCCCUGUGUUACCUAGUGUUACUGGAUAUGAGCAUGACAUAAAUAUGAUGCGUGAAGUGGUCAUCAAUAAUGAGAAGUAUCUCCAGUCUGAACAGUGGCAGGACAUUUCCUUUCAAAAUCUUGUUUCUGCUCCAGAUCCUGUCAGUGCUAAUUCUUUCUCUAGUCUAAAUUACCAAUCAGGUGCAUAUUCAUCUGAUGCUGCGAACAAUUUUUCAGCACAACUUUAUCCACUGCAGACAUUGAACUCGUCAAGCAUGAUGGGCCCUGUAUGUUAUCAAAGCUCUGUACCAUCAGUACCAGCAACCUUCAUGUGUUCAGAUGGUGCUUGUAAUACAUCUGAUGUUAACUUUGAGACAAUUGACUUGCCUGUUUGUCACCAAGAUUUGGAGAUUAACACUUACCACAAUGCUUCAAGUGAUCCUGAUCAACCUUCCUAUGUUAGCAGCGAAGAUGAUAGACAUGAGACUUCUGAACCAAUGGGCAACAUACCAGAAUCUGAAAAGAAACAGCUGACUGAUGUUGAACAAUCAUGUUCAGAACCUAUCGCCGCCAAUAUUGGAAUAGACACAUCAUCAAAUCAUGGUGAAACUGCAGUAGGCAAAAAGGAGGACGCAGAAGCUUUAUGCUAUGAACCCCCUUGCUUUCCAAGUUUCGAAGUUCCAUUUGUUAGCUGCGAUCUUGUAGCUUCCAGUGAUCUCCCAGAAUAUAGCCCUCUUGGCAUUCGAGAGUUGAUGAAGUCAUCCAUAAACUUCACUCCAGUAAGAUUGUGGAGCUCCCCUGCUCGUGAUGGGAGUCCUGAUGCUGUGCUAAAGAGUGCUGCAAAAAGUUUUGAAUGCACCCCAUCAAUAAUGAAAAAACGGCCGAGAGACCUCUCAUCUCCUAGUCCUGAUGUAAGAACUGAAAAGAAAAUGAGCACUGGAAAGGGUAAUGGGAUUUCAGGCACGUCCUCUACAAGAAUUGAGACUUCUUGCCUGGAUGCCACUGGAGAUGAACCAGUUGGUUUUGUUUCACCUUCAGAAAGAACUGCAUUGCGGGAAAUGAAACUCAACCUUUCUCAUGAAAACAACAAAAAUCUGAAAGAAACCACUUAUCAGGAAGAUAAUGUAGGAAAUGCAAAGGGAAACCAUUUGGCAAAAGGGAAGAGAUGUUCCACUAUGGACAAGGAUUCCACUUACAAUUCACAUUCUGCAGGGAUUCUUACUCAGAGCAACGUCGACAAUCUUAAUAUACCUGGGCAUGGUCCAAAUCAUGAAAAUCAGAAACUAAAUAUGAGUGCAAAGGCUUUGUCUAACUCUAAAGAUAUAAUAUAUUCUAGAUCAAAACCAGCAGAACUCGUUGUUGAGAAAUCUUCACCAUGCAUUAGUGCAGAUUAUGAGUACGUGAAUCUAUUGGCUGAUACCCCAGGUAUUAAAAGAGGCUUAGAAUCUCCGUCAGCAUGGAAGUCCCCUUUGUUCACACCAUUCCAGGACGCGUUCUUCAUGAGCCCAGCAGGCAGAGCUUUCGAUGCCUUAGGAUUGGUGAAGCAGAUUAAUGAGGAGAGUGCUGCUGCUCUGGAGGAAGCGCAUGAGGUUCUGGCAAGUGGGAGUGCACGGAACCAAUAUAGCAAGCAAAACUCUGACAAGGAAAACAUAAAUACUACUUCCAAGAAUGAACUUGAAACAAGCAAGCUGCCAUCCAAAGUCAUGGCAGAAGCUCGGGUUCUUGAUUUCAAUGAAUGUUCCACACCAGUGAGGAAGAAGGACGAUACGAAAGUGGACAGCACUUUAGGAGGAUCCGCAAGCUCCCCGGUUGCUUCGUCCUAUCUCCGAAUGAAUGUCCGGUAGCCUUUCGAGGGAGACUGUUGAGGAAUGCUUCCUUCAACGCGUGAUCAGUAUGUACAUGAAUGUUGUUCCCAUUAAUUAUAUACCCUUUUUUUUGUCCCUUAUGAUAUAUACACAUUCCUCUUAUCCCCUUAUUCUAUUUAGUAUGUACUUUGUCACCUUAAAUGUCUAUUCUAGAAGGCAACAUAUUUUGUAGUGUUGAAACUCAGUCAUGUAUCAUUUAAAUUAACUUAUAUCUUAA
Molecule: messenger RNA, 3590 nt
Organism: Phragmites australis (common reed)
Lineage: Eukaryota; Viridiplantae; Streptophyta; Magnoliopsida; Poales; Poaceae
Product: transcription factor MYB3R-4-like
Exons: 12
Coding region: 356-3352 (998 amino acids)
Biological process (GO): regulation of DNA-templated transcription
Cellular component (GO): nucleus
Molecular function (GO): DNA-binding transcription factor activity, RNA polymerase II-specific; RNA polymerase II cis-regulatory region sequence-specific DNA binding
Source: RefSeq, a predicted model, not a curated record